This is a messenger RNA of Lolium perenne, 884 nucleotides long. RefSeq lists its product as uncharacterized. The record is from RefSeq and is a predicted model, not a curated record. Gene Ontology annotation, biological process: nucleoside triphosphate catabolic process. NCBI's taxonomy places the organism in Eukaryota, Viridiplantae, Streptophyta, Magnoliopsida, Poales, Poaceae. Gene Ontology annotation, molecular function: nucleoside triphosphate diphosphatase activity.
CCUCUCACCGCUUCCCUUCCCCUCCUCGCCAUCUCCCUUUCCGUUUCCACAACAUAAAGCCGCCUCGUCUUCUCCCUCUUGUACGAUCACAGCUUCGACAAGUCUUUUCCGUGCGCGGGUGUGAGAGACGAGAAUGGACGGUGCUGCGUUGGAGGAGACGGGCAAGGGUGGCGGCGCGGCGCCGUCAGGGGUGACCCUGGAGGAGCUGAGGAAGAAGAUGGCCGACUUCGCCAGGGAGAGGGACUGGGAGCAGUACCACAGCCCAAGAAACCUUCUCCUUGCUCUGGUGGGUGAGGUGGGGGAGCUCUCUGAGAUAUUCCAGUGGAAAGGGGAGGUGCCCAAGGGGCUGCCGGGUUGGGAGGAGAGGGAGACGGAGCACCUUGGUGAGGAGCUCGCGGACGUGCUCCUCUACCUCGUCCGCCUCUCGGACAUGUGCGGCGUCGACCUGGGCAAGGCUGCGCUGCGCAAGAUCGAGCUCAACGCUCGCAAGUACCCUGCUGGGCAGGCCAGCGGCUCGUCCAGGAAGCGAACUCGCUGCUCCGACGAUAGCGUUCGUACCAGCGAGGACUGUGGUAGCGUGGUGCCUGCCGCCGGCGAGAGCAAGGAGGAACAAUGAUAGCAAAUUGGCAAUGGGUCCUGACUGCUGAGAUUUUGUCUGAAUUUGCUUCUAGACUGAUUCUUCUAGUUCAGGGUCACAGGGUUUGUGAUCAUGGACUUCUUUUGCUGAAACUAAUGAAAGGAACAAGAGGUUUGGUGCUACUAAAUGGGAGAAAUGAUGUGUGCAUUAGAUAAAUUCUUUUAUCAAGCAUUAGGAUGGCUACCGUGCCAAUUCAUUAGCUCAUAGUACUAAUUACAAUAGUAAGAUGGGUAUAAUCUAGCAAUGC